This is a messenger RNA of Panicum virgatum (switchgrass), 1863 nucleotides long. RefSeq lists its product as uncharacterized. Gene Ontology annotation, molecular function: RNA binding. The coding region runs from base 577 to 1554 and encodes 325 amino acids. NCBI's taxonomy places the organism in Eukaryota, Viridiplantae, Streptophyta, Magnoliopsida, Poales, Poaceae. The transcript is spliced from 5 exons. The record is from RefSeq and is a predicted model, not a curated record.
CCCUGAUCCCCAAAUCCCAGAGCUCGCCGACGCCAUGUUCCCGUUUUCCCAAGAUGGAUCGUUCCUCUUCACCGGCUCCUUGAAGCCCCCCGUCCUACUACAACCCGCUGCCGCUGCCGCCACCUCCUCCGGGUCUCUCGCCUGCUGGGCCAUCCUCGACGCGGCAGCCUACAUCGCCGACCGCAAGAACGGCACGUACGCCGAGACGACCACGCGCACGGGGCAGGUCCUGGGCGUCUCCUUCUGGCUCGCCGACCCGCCGGCCGUCUCCCACCUGUGCGUCCACUGCCCGGGCAUGAACGUGGCCAAAUUCCUCGAUGAGCCUCUCGUCGUCUGCUCCGGCAAGGACGUCGCCGUCAUCCGCGUCGCCUACGCCUUCGGCGCCAGGCCCAUCGAGAGCACGGACGAUUGGGGGAUCACCGACCUCGACUACCUCGUCUACAGAGCCGGCCUCGCCACCAGAACCCGUCGCUCGAGCUGCUCCCAAACCCAAAGCCGCUCUUCUUCGAAUCCAAAGAGCGUGACGGAGAACGGGCUCUGCGUUACAUUCAGUUCCCCAACCCGUUGGAUGGUAACAUGGGCAAGCGUCUCAGAAGUUGUCCACGGGCAGUUCGGGAUGUCACCUUCACCAAUGGCUUCAUCAGGCUAAUCGAGAUAGAAGAACUGACCAUACUACCGGUUGCUCCUGAUAACAUGCCAUCCAAUGACCCAAGGAACAGAGUAGCUGCUGCUGCUUCCUUGGAGCUGGAGAACACUACGGCCACCUGCACCACGGAGUCCUACGCACGGGACGGCUGGGCUGCCGUCACAUGGACUCGAAAGGCUGCCUCGGAUGAUCGUUGGAGCAGGGGCUGCGAGGCCUAUGUUAAUGGAAGCUCUAUCUCGCCGGCGUUGAGGCACAGCCACCCAGGUUUAGCAUUGGAAGACCUGGUAGUCGUCUACCCUAUGUGGAGUGCGCAUGGUGAGGAUGGUUUUUAUCUGAUUGGCAAGGAAGAUUUGAAGAACAAAAAUGCAUGGUCGAUCUCAGUCAACAUGAGAGAUAACACGUUGGAUGGGGCGGCCUCCUCCGAAGGAAGAGAUUUUUUCUUCGUGCGAGCGUAUCAGCCCUUUGCCCUAUCCAACUACCUAGAUUUGACUCCAGAUAACUGCAAAGUUGCAGAUGGUUCCCAGAUCCAAGAGAGGGAGGACUCCAUGAAUGACCCAAACAACACUCUGGUCCUUGUGGAGGGGUUAGAUCCCUUGGUUCCUGCGAACCGGCUGAAGGGCAUCCUUGGAAUGUUUGGAGAACUUUGUUAUGUGAAGUUUCAUUUGAAAGAGGGAUACGGUCUAGUCCAAUUUGCCCAAAGAUCUUGUGCUGAGGAAGCCAUCAGGACUCUAAACGGAGUUCAGACUGGUAGGAAGGGUCUCAGUCUUUCAUGGAGCAGUAGCAAACUGAACAAAGAUCCACCCAAGCGGAGGUUAAGUGAGCGUAAUAGCACCAACCACCAUCCAUAUCAACGCCUCCACGGAAUUCACAGUUACAAGAAGAUUGCAGCACGAGGAAAUAAUGAUUAAUGAAUAUACAGCGCCAACCCAUUGCGGCGACCUGAAUUUGUGUUGGCCGCAGCGCCUCUACCUGCUGAGUGGCACUAAUCUACUUAACUUUUGAUGAACUGAUGCUAAAAAAAUUCAGUGACAUGCGAGCCCAACAUGUUUCUUUUGUUUACGCGGUAGCACUGGAUAGUUCUAUCUAGUAGCACUGUUGUGUGCUUGUAUCAUCUUAUUUUUUACUGUUCUAAUCUACCGUGCUGGCCUCUGCUCUUAUUGACAAAUCAGGUAUAUGUGUUUGUGGCAGACUUGCUUGAAUGCAGAAAUAUUUUGGCC